Molecule: messenger RNA, 1389 nt
Organism: Fusarium mangiferae
Lineage: Eukaryota; Fungi; Ascomycota; Sordariomycetes; Hypocreales; Nectriaceae
Exons: 3
Coding region: 1-1389 (462 amino acids)
Molecular function (GO): oxidoreductase activity
Source: RefSeq, a predicted model, not a curated record
AUGAUCCCUACUCCUUUUGUUGAUGUUAUUGUUAUUGGCGCUGGCCUCAGUGGCCUCCAAGCAGCUGUAGACCUCGACAAGGCUGGCCUCUCUUACAUCGUCCUCGAAGCCAAUGAUCGGGUCGGUGGCAAAACUCUCUCUGCCCCGGCGUCUCCCAAAAGCGAUGGACUGGUCGAUCUGGGUGCUGCGUGGAUAAAUGACAGCAACCAGAAAGAGAUGUACGCCUUGGCUCAAGACUUUGGCUUCGAGCUUAUCGUCCAGCGCACCGAAGGACUGUCACUCGACCAGUCGAACGGAACUACGCAUGCCAUUCCCUAUGGACAGUUUGGAAAUUUUACUGAUGAGCAACUCGCUGAGAUUCUUGCAAUCAUGGCGAAGCUGCAAGAAUAUGUUGAUCGAUCCAGCCUUGAACAUCCUCAUCUCGGGCCAGAAGCCAAGAAGCUUGACGCCAUGACAGCGUUAGACUUUGCCAGCAAUGAAUUCGGGGAGGGCAUCGCCGAGGUUCUUGUGACAAUACUAGCGCGCGAUCUUCUGGGUGUCGAACCGGGCGAGCUCAGUGCCUUGUUCCUCAUCAACUACAUCAAGAGCGGAACUGGUCUGGCAAAUAUAUCGUCCGACACCAAGGAUGGAGGCCAAUAUCUGCGUAAUCGCCAGGGUAAUGAGAUGUUCGCAGUCAAGCUAGCUGCCAAACUCGACAAGAAGAAAAUUAAGCUCAACUCGCCCGUGGUCAAGAUCAUCCAAAACAAGAAGGGAUGCACUGUCAAAACGGAGAACGGUGACAAAUACCAUUCUAAGAAAGUAAUCCUUUCGGUUCCGACAUCCCUCUACCCCAAAAUCGACUUUAAGCCUCACCUUCCGCUGGCCAAGAGAGAGAUUGCUGACUCUACUAAACUCGGCUAUUACUCAAAGUCUAUCUUGGUGUUUGAUGAACCCUGGUGGCGUAAUGCCAAUCUUUCUGGUGUACUGACAUCUAUGGAUGGUCUCAUCUCAUUCACCCGUGAUACCUGCGUUCCUGAGGAUAAGCAGUAUAGCAUUACUUGCUUCCACGUCGGUCAGCCUGGGCGAGAGUGGUCUAAGCUAUCUGAACAGGAACGAAAAGAUACAGUACUGAAGCAGUUCAACGACGCUUUUGGUACCGUAGUUGAUGAGAUCCCUAAACCUGUCAACAUCAUCGAGAAGGACUGGCUAAAGGAUCCUUGGUUUUUGGGCGGCCCUAGCCCUGUGAUGACGCCUGGACUUCUGACUGGUGCUGGCAAGUCGAUUCGUGAUCCCUUUAGGAACAUUCACUUUAUCGGAACGGAGACCUCUAUUGUUUGGAAGGGGUACAUGGAAGGGGCUAUUAGAUCUGGUAUUCGAGGUGCUCGUGAGGUUGUUGAAGCACUUGACUGA